Molecule: messenger RNA, 1466 nt
Organism: Eriocheir sinensis (Chinese mitten crab)
Lineage: Eukaryota; Metazoa; Arthropoda; Malacostraca; Decapoda; Varunidae
Exons: 2
Coding region: 25-915 (296 amino acids)
Source: RefSeq, a predicted model, not a curated record
AGUCGCCACCUACGUGCAACUCACAUGGCGCCAGCUACAAGCAUCUCACCAGUCGCCACCUACGUGCAACUCACAAGGCGCCAGCUACAAGCAUCUCACAAGUCGCCACCUACGUGCAACUCACAAGGCGCCAGCUACAAGCAUCUCCCAAGUCGCCACCUACGUGCAACUCACAAGGCGCCAGCUACAAGCAUCUCACAAGUCGCCACCUACGUGCAACUCACAUGGCGCCAGCUACAAGCAUCUCCCAAGUCGCCACCUACGUGCAACUCACAAGGCGCCAGCUACAAGCAUCUCCCAAGUCGCCACCUACGUGCAACUCACAAGGCGCCAGCUACAAGCAUCUCCCAAGUCGCCACCUACGUGCAACUCACGUGGCGCCAGCUACAAGCAUCUCACAAGUCGCCCCCUCCGUGCAACUCACACGGCGCCAGCUACAAGCAUCUCACAAGUCGCCACCUACGUGCAACUCACAAGGCGCCAUCUACAAGCCUCGAGCACACCAGCUAUAAGCAACUCUACAGGCGUCCAGCCUACAAGCCUCGAGCACACCAGCUACAAGCCUACAGGCUCUACAGCCUACAAGCCUCGAGCACACCAGCUUCAAGCAACUCUACAGGCGUCAAGCCUACAAGCCCCGAGCACACCCACAGGCCUACGCAGCCGAUAGCGAGGGCCACAAUCUACAAGCCGCUCCCCCGCUUCAAGCCAGCACUGCUACGUACCCUGCAAGCCACUCCACGAUACGGCAGAGGUAUUCACACCUGCAACGAGGAGGCACGCCCCGCUGACCUUGGGACACCCCGCAUGCCCCUCGCUCCACAGCUGGCGGCACCACCGCCGCUGCCGGGAGCAUCGGCCCAAACCUCUUCCGGCAAACAGUCAGCAAGGGUACCCGCGGACAUCUCCCGGUGACUGCAAGCUGUUCCCACUACCGUCUCUUGCAAGGCGUCUUCUCAAGAGGUUACACACCCAAGUCGUCUUGUCUGCCACCGCCGCCCAUCUCUUCCUAUAACAAGGACGACGCGGCCAUCAUACGUCUGGCGGCUGUGUACCAGCUCCCAGCCGCGCACCGCGGCCGCUCAUUUUGCUGGGUCAGCAGUUUUUCAACCUCCAUUGCGAGUCCUCCGAUGUCAGCCCAUCCCUCACCUCUCACCGCCGCUGUGGCCGCGGCCGAGGUUUCCUGACGCGCCUACAACGACUGCACGUCACCCAGGGCAUCACAGGCCGUCGCCCUCUCCACUACAUCAGCUGAUUAAUCUUGGCCGCAGACUUCGUUCACCCCCGGGUUCGUCUGCAUACUUACAACCCACUCAAGGUUCAAGGACACCCUCACCGGCAUCCCCUCGCACCGGCCGCAGUAUUACAGGCUCAAAGUAAGGUCUCUCUCACCUGUAGUUUUUGCAACCAAUCAGGACAUUCUGAACAUUCUUGUUUCGCGAAACGUAGGGAGUCAACACAUUCAA